CCCUCAGCACCCACAACUUUCACCGUUGCCCCCUCCCUAUCCCCCUUCCAAGUGCCCUUGAAAGAUUACCUCUCGUCCCAUCCCCAAUUCGAUGGCAUAGCAUCUGGAGCCCUGGUAUUCAAACCCCCCACCACCUCCUCUCCGCUCCAACUCCUCCUUGUUCAGCGCGCAGCCCACGACAGCAUGCCCUUGCUGUGGGAAAUCCCUGGCGGUGCUUGUGACCACGAAGACGAGACGCUCCUGCAUGCCGUAGCGCGCGAAUUGUGGGAGGAGAGCGGGUUGAAAGCUAAGAGUAUCGAGGAGCAGGUACGCGGCGGGGAUGAUGAGUUGGAUGGGGUGUUUUUUACGCGGAAGGGGAGUCGUUUGUGCAAGUAUAGUUUCUUAGUUGCGGUGGAAGGGUUUGAGGUGAAAUUGGAUGCGAAUGAGCACCAGCGGUACGUUUGGGUUACGGAGGAGGAGGCCCGGGCGAAGAGGUGCGGGGAGGUGGAGUUGGUGUAUACGACGAAGAGCCAGGAGGCCGUCGUAUUCAAGGGGUUUGAGGUUUGGAGAGAG
Pseudomassariella vexata is the source of this 552-nucleotide messenger RNA. Its product is annotated as NUDIX hydrolase domain-like protein. Lineage: Eukaryota; Fungi; Ascomycota; Sordariomycetes; Amphisphaeriales; Pseudomassariaceae. The record is from RefSeq and is a predicted model, not a curated record. The annotation marks the transcript as partial. The transcript has a single exon.